Molecule: messenger RNA, 2516 nt
Organism: Vicia villosa (hairy vetch)
Lineage: Eukaryota; Viridiplantae; Streptophyta; Magnoliopsida; Fabales; Fabaceae
Product: putative nuclear RNA export factor SDE5
Exons: 12
Coding region: 463-1953 (496 amino acids)
Source: RefSeq, a predicted model, not a curated record
UCUCUUCUCUUCACUCUUCAGUUCAAUUCCACCAUUAUUGCAUUUCGUUCAUUUCGUAGUGAAAUCAAUCAAUGAGUUUGUUGAAUUUCAAUACUCGUUUUCUUCGCUAUUCAAUCCAUCUUUGAUUCUCGCAAUUCUCGCAAUUCACAUUUACGGGGAAAACGCAUUUCGCUUUCGCUUUUUCGUUAAUCCAUUUCCGUCUAGAUUCUGAUUAUCAUUUGAUUGAAAAUUUGAAAUGCGUUUCGCUAUUGAUUUUCAGUUUUUGUUAUUCGCGUUGUUUUGAGAAACGGUUUGGUUUUCUGAUUUUGUGAUUCGGAUAUUUAUUUUGUUUAGGCUUUGUUUGGGAGGUUUUUAGGGAGAGAAAUUUUCACUUACUUAAGAAAGUGCUUUUAUAGGGAAUCUGAAAAUUGAUUUUGAGAGUUUUAUAACAACAUUGUGUAGAGUGGUUUGAGUGAAAUUAGGAUGGAAAUUGCUGGCCAGAAUGGUGGCGUAUACGACGAAGACGAGGCGUUAAGACGGUUGUAUGAUGUGUUUGGAGCUUCGUGUACUCUUGAAAAUAUAGCUCAUGCGUAUUGCAAGGCGAAUCGAAAUAUAGAUUUGGCUGGGGAGAUUUUGUAUGAUAUGAAGGAGGGAUCCUCGACCUCGGGGAAUCAGUCGUGUAACUCGGAUGCGAAAGUGGAGGUGUCGUCAGAGUCAUCGGACGGACGUUCCUUUGAGAGUUCCUUCAAUGGGAGGAAAGGAUUCAAGCCGAAAAUUCGGCCUGUUUCAGCGGGCACUGUUUCGAGUGUUAUUGGUAAGAGUUAUGUUAAACCCGCGCCAUCGGUUAAUGGGUUUAACGGUACGACUAAACCACCUAAGUUGGACGCGAGGACGAUGCCAGUGACUGGAAUCUGGCGUGAGAAGAGUAAGCCAAAGGCUGAUUCUUCAAAGCGCGAUCAGCUUCAAGAGGACAUGGAGGAAUUUUUGUUCAAGAUGCUUGGAGAUGGGUUUAAGCUGGAAAGAAAUGUCAUACGUGAAGUUCUAGAAACUUGCGGGUAUGACAUGAAAAAGAGCUUGGAAAACCUGCUAGAUCGAUCGGCGAUGGCUUUGGACAAAAGGCCAGCUGAUGUCCGUGAUGUACCUGGGAAGGUUGCAGAUAUGAAAAGAAAAUCUGAAGCACCGGGAUUUGAAAAACAGUCUAACGAUUUAAAUUGUACUAGAGGUAAUGGAAACAUAGAUUCAGUCAAAGAAGCGGAAGUACAUCAGCGGCAAAAAGAGAGACAUGACAUUCAGAAAGAAGUCUGGUCUAAUUUGUUUAGUUACCGGGAGUAUGUUGAGAAGCCUCCUAAGAGGUAUGUAAGGCGUGAGAAUACGAAUUUACCCUAUGGAGAUGGACACGUGGUGUUUGAACCUCCCAAAGAUUCAGCGGAGGAAUACAAGAUCAACAUGGACUUCAGGAGACGAGAUAAUGAAGAUGAUGCUGAGGAUGAAGCAGAUUACCAAUGCGUGCGAAAAGCUGUGAAGGAAUAUCGGGUGACAAUGAAGGAAUACUAUAAAGCUGCUGUUGAAGCAUUUGCGAAGGGAGAGCAAAUCAAAGCUGAAAAACUUCUUGAAAAGGGACAAUUUUACAAGAAUAAGGCACGUGAAGCUGACGAAGAAUCUAGCAAAAUGAUUCUUCAAACUAGGGAUUCAGAACCCCCCCUAGAACUCGACUUGCAUGAGCAUGACCCUAAGGAAGCUGUUAGGUUACUGAAGUGUCAUCUUUCUUCUCUUUCUGGUUUUUCAUCAUUCGACCACCUCAAGAUUAUCUUUGAUGCAAAUGACCAAGCUAACAAAAAAAGGUCUUGCAGACGACUGGUAUUGAAACUAUUAGAGCAAGAGUCUAUAAAGUGGGUCGAAGGAGAAACGGCUGGAACAAUAUUGAUCCGCUUAGAUAACAUUGACCGAAAACAGCUGAGUUUUUUCAAAGCAUAGCAAUUUUGUUUUGAACUAAGAAUAGCGGUUUAUUAUGCGAAAGCCUGAUUACUUACUAGCUAACAAUGAAUGGCCGCCUAACUUCCGUGAUGUGUUAGCAGUUAACAGUUGGUCAAUUUUGGAAUUUUGAGGUUGUGGGAGUGAGUUGGUUGUUUGGUUCCAUAUAGUUUUCAUGAGUAUAAAGAUCCAAAUCAAUGAGCAUUGUUUUGUCUUUUGUUUGGCACUUGUGAUUCUGUAAACAUUGAACAUUGAUUGUCCAUGCUUGUGAAAUGCAAAAGUUGUUUCACUUGCAUGUAAGGCAUAUGAAGCUUUGACUCUGUUGAGUUCAUAUGAAUGAUAUAUUCUUCAAGAUUAUAAUUUGCAUGUUGAAAAGUACUUAAGUUUGGUUGGAGUCAGUCACGAUAAUAGUAUUGGUCAAAAUAUGUUGUUGUUGGGGGAGCUAACGGUUUAAGAAUUAGAACAUGUGGUGAUUAUGGCUUCAUUCUCUAGGCAUGACUAUAAACACUUCUAGAUGGAUGAAAUAUGUCAAACUUACCCAGCUGAAUUAUAAAAUGGACUUUAUA